Chiloscyllium plagiosum (whitespotted bambooshark) is the source of this 2182-nucleotide messenger RNA. The record is from RefSeq and is a predicted model, not a curated record. NCBI's taxonomy places the organism in Eukaryota, Metazoa, Chordata, Chondrichthyes, Orectolobiformes, Hemiscylliidae.
AUGGGAUGGACUGCAUGCUUCCUGUUCCCAAUCUCCAAUCAGAAUAAAAGAGUUGGAGAAGCUCAGAAGGAGAGGCUUGACAUUUCAUCACAGAAACUUCAUUAUAAAAAACUUUUCAGUAUUGCUGAGCUAGCCGAGGAAGGUGGAGCAAACACAGAGACACAGCCUCCCAAAACUGUGGAAGGCCACAAUCACUCCGCUGCUAGACAGAAGCUAGAGGUGCAAUCAAAGCUGGAGAAAGGAUUGCAGAGUUAUAGACCGUGCAAACCCUGCGUGCAAGACAACAGACAGCCCUUAACGUCAAAGAGACCCUCUGAGGAGCAGAGCUCAUCUCCAAAGGCUGUGUCCAAUGUGGACAACUACAUACGGGAAGAUAGGGUUAGCAGACUAAGUAGAGAGGCCACGAGGUGUACAGUCAGUACAUUAGACUGUGCCAGUGGGCAAGACGUUGUACAGUCCUUGACUAACAGACAGAGCUGUGUACCCCUGAGGCUUUCGACAACAGGACAGGAUGAUGAUUUGGGAACUGCUGGCUGUCCGGACAGAUGUGCCCCCCUGCAGACAAGGGUCCGCAAAAGACUCCUACAAAGGCAAGUUAGCAUUGAAGAGGACUUCUUCAGUGCAGAAGCUCCAGAUGCCAGGUCCCUGUCAGUCUCAGAUGUUGCAAGUAGGGAUACACAAAAGCACACAGCUAAGAAGACCAAUAAUGGAAGGGACAUUGUCUGCACAGAAGAGAAGCAGGUUGCCUGGACAACUAAAUUAAAAACAAGUAACUCUAGUGUGCCACAUGCAGUUACAAUAUGUGUCCACAGGGACAAGGAAAGAUCACUGAUUUUAGGCAAUCCAUCGGGUUCUGGGCGCAUGUUGGAUAGAAUGGAUCAUCUGGGCCGAAGGACAUCUCAUGGUAGUGCCCAGAGAGGAAGGCCCAUACCUGUGCCAUCGAUCGAAAUCACAGUGGACAGUAACAGUGAAGGUGGCCGGUCCCGUUCAGGAAGUGAAGGGAACAUCUCUCCAGGGAGAGAUGACGUUUAUCAUCGUAAUGUCGUGGGUCGGAGAAAGUGGCCAGCUCAGCGCAGCAUGGCUUCCGAGAGCCGAUAUGCCAGGUCCUGUGCUCAGGAGCGCCUCUCCCCAGAGUCUGAGGGCGAUGUUUGCAGUGAGGAUGUCCUGCCCAGGAUUUUCGUCGCUCUUUUUGAUUAUGAUCCUUUAUCAAUGUCACCCAAUCCUGAUGCUGCUGAUGAAGAACUGCCCUUCAAAGAAGGUCAAAUAAUCAAGGUCCAUGGGUCGAAGGAUGUAGAUGGGUUCUACCAUGGGGAGAGGAAUGGCAGAGUGGGUCUGAUUCCGUGUAACAUGGUGUCGGAGAUCCAGGCUGAUGAUGAGGAGAUGGUGGAUGAGCUGGUGAAACGGGGUUACCUUCCCCUCAACACUCCUGUGGAGAAAAUUGGUAUUGCUCAUGGUCAACUUCAGACAGUGUGUCCUGACCGACUCUCUCUGCGUUGGGUAACCUCAGACAGUGUGUCCUGACCGACUCCCUCUGCAUUGGGUAACCUCAGACAGUGUGUCCUGACCGACUCCCUCUGCAUUGUCAACUUCAGACAGUGUGUCCUGAUCGACUCCCUCUGCAUUGGGUAACCUCAGACAGUGUGUCCUGACCGACUCCCUCUGCAUUGUUAACUUCAGACAGUGUGUCCUGACCAACUCCCUCUGCAUUGGGUAACCUCAGACAGUGUGUCCUGACCGACUCCCUCAGCAUUGGGUAACCUCAGACAGUGUGUCCUGACGGACUCCCUCUGCAUUGGGUAACCUCAGACAGUGUGUUCUGACCAACUCCCUCUGCAUUGUUAACCUUCAGACAGUGUGUCCUGACCAACUCCCUCUGCAUUGUUAACUUCAGACAGUGUGUCCUGACCAACUCCCUCUGCAUUGGGUAACCUCAGACAGUGUGUCCUGACGGACUCCCUCUGCAUUGUUAACCUCAGACAGUGUGUCCUGACCGACUCCCACUGCAUUGGGUAACCUCAGACAAUGUGUCCUGACCAACUCCCUCUGCUUUGGGUAACCUCAGACAGUGUGUCCUGACCAACUCCCUCUGCAUUGGGUAACCUCGGACAGUGUGUCCUGACCGACUCCCUCCGCAUUGGGUAACCUCAGACAGUAUGUCCUGACCGACUCCCUCUGCAUUGGG